AGGACCAUGGCUAAUAAAACCCAGGAGGUUGGUGGCAUCCAUUUCCCUUUUCCCUUCACGCCCUAUUCCAUCCAGAAAGACUUCAUGGCAGAGCUAUACCAGGUGUUAGAGGCUGGCAAGAUUGGGAUAUUCGAGAGUCCAACUGGCACUGGAAAAUCCUUAAGUCUUAUUUGUGGGGCCCUUUCCUGGCUCCGUGACUUUGAACAGAAGAAACGUCAAGAGGAGGCACGUCUCCUUGAAACUGAAGCUGCCCCCUUAAAUGAUGGGAAGGACCAGCCCCCAUUUUGCUCAUCCUUCCGUCAAGAGACCCCCGGCACCCUGAGGCCUGCAGGAGACCCUGACUGGGUUACUCAGUUUGUUCAAAAGAAAGAAGAAAGGGCCCUGGUGGACCGACUAAAGAAGGAGCACACCAGGAGAAAGGAGCGAGAAGAACGCCUGCAGCGGAUGCGGCACAAUGCACAGCUCAAGUAUGCGGCCAAGCGCGAGAGACAGGAAGAAGAAGAGACCGAGCGUCUCCUCUGCCUCAGCAGGGAGGUACUGGCAGCAGGAACAGGGGCCGAGCCGCUAGAGCAGCUGGCAUCUGGGGAGGAGGAGCUGGUCCUCUCCGAGUAUGAGAGUGAUGAGGAGAAAGGAACAGCUGAUGGAUUAGAUGAGGAUGAAGAUGACCUGGAGGAGGAACAUAUAACCAAGAUUUAUUACUGCAGCCGGACGCACUCGCAGCUGGCCCAGUUUGUACACGAGGUCCAGAAGAGCCCCUUUGGCAAGGACACCCGGCUGGUCUCCCUCGGCUCUCGGCAGAACCUUUGUGUAAACGAAGAUGUGAAAAACCUAGGUUCUGUGCAGCUUAUCAACGACCGCUGCAUGGAGAUGCAGAGAAGCAAACACGAGAUCAAGAGCAGAGCCCAGGACGAGGAGGAAAAGGAGCCCAAGAGGAGAAGGCUGGAGCCCCGGGCUGCCUGCCCCUUUUACAACUACAAGCAUCUGCAGCUCCUCCGGGACAAGGUCCUGGUGGAGGUGAAAGACAUUGAGCAGCUGGUGAACCUGGGGAAGGAGGCUGGGGCCUGUCCCUAUUACGGGAGCCGGUUUGCCAUCCCAGCAGCCCAGCUGGUGGUGCUGCCCUACCAGAUGCUGCUGCACGCGGCCACCCGGCAGGCCGCGGGGAUCCGGCUCCAGGGCCAGGUGGUGAUCAUCGACGAAGCGCACAACCUGAUUGACACCAUUACAGGCAUCCACAGCACAGAGGUCAGCGGCUCCCAGCUCUGCCAGGCACAUUCCCAGUUGUCCCAGUACAUGGAACGAUACAGGAAGCGUUUGAAGGCCAAGAACCUGAUGUACAUCAAACAGAUCCUGUAUCUACUGGAGAAGUUUGUGACAGUGCUGGGUGGGAACAUUAAGCAAAAUCCCAAUAUGCAGAGCCUCUCACGGACAGGGACAGAGCUGAAGACCAUCAAUGACUUCCUCUUUCAGAGCCAGAUUGACAAUAUCAACCUGUUCAAGGUGCAGCGCUACUGUGAAAAAAGCAUGGUCAGCAGAAAGCUCUUUGGCUUCACAGAAAGGUAUGGGGCAGUCCUCGCACUCCCCAGGGAGCAGCCCAGACUGGCUGGGUUCCAGCACUUCCUGCAGAGCCUGCAGCCGGGGGUGACUGAGGCUCCUGCAGCUCCGGUGGAGGAUGGGGAGGCCAGAGCACCUCGGUCUGCUUCUCCACUGAUGCACGUAGAAGGCUUCCUUGCAGCUCUCACCACUGCCAACCAGGAUGGCAGGGUCAUCCUCAGCCGCCAAGGCAGCCUCAGUCAGAGCGGUCUGAAGUUCUUGCUCCUGAAUCCAGCGGUACCUUUCGCCCAGGUGGUGAAGGAAUGCCGGGCAGUGGUCAUUACUGGGGGCACCAUGCAGCCGGUGUCUGACUUUCGGGAACAGCUGCUGGCAUGUGCUGGGGUGGAAGCCGCACGAGUGGUGGAGUUUUCCUGUGGUCAUGUGAUCCCUCCGGACAACAUCCUGCCCCUCAUCAUCUGCAGUGGGCCCUCCAGCCAGCAGCUGGAGUUCACAUACCUGAAAAGAGAGCUGCCUCAGAUGAUGGAGGAGACUGGUCGCAUCCUCUGUAACCUGUGCAACGUGGUCCCUGGAGGGGUGGUCUGUUUUUUCCCCUCCUAUGAGUACCUACGCCAGGUCCAUGCCCACUGGGACAAGACUGGCCUGCUGGCCCGCCUGGCCGUCAGGAAAAAGAUAUUUCAGGAACCCAAGAGAGCUAGCCAGGUGGAGCAGGUGCUGACGGAUUAUUCCAGGUGCAUUAAGUGCUGUGGUCAGCUGGGAGGCGCGGUGACAGGAGCUCUGCUGCUCUCGGUGGUCGGAGGAAAGAUGAGUGAGGGCAUCAAUUUCUCUGACAACCUUGGCCGGUGUGUGGUGGUGGUGGGGAUGCCCUACCCCAACAUCAAGUCUCCAGAGCUCCAGGAGAAGGUGGCCUACCUGGAUCACACCCUCCCCCGAAGCCCAGGUCAGCCCACCCCAGGGAAGGCUUUGGUGGAGAACCUGUGUAUGAAGGCUGUCAACCAAUCUAUAGGCAGGGCCAUCAGGCACCAGAAAGAUUUUGCCAGCAUAGUGCUCCUGGACCAGCGGUAUGCCCGCCCACCGAUCUUGGCAAAGCUGCCAGCCUGGAUCCGAGACCGCGUGGAAGUCAAAGCCACCUUUGGCCCUGCCUUUGCUGCUAUACGGAAGUUUCAUCAUGAGAAGUCUGGCCUUUCCUGAGGGACAGCCGCAACCCUGUCUGAAGUCCAGACCAGCCAGUGUCCUUCUGGAAUCGUUGGGCUGUCAGCAUCCGGGAAUAGGUGGAAAAGCCAAUAGGAGAAAGUCCGGUUAACCCUGAAUGAACAGUGGGUCCUGGCCAUCUUUGGGCCCAGCCCAGGGCAGUUCCGCUCCCGGAAGUUGAAUCUUUCUUCCUGUCGAAAGCUCUCUUCCAUGGCCCGUCGAGCUCCCUGCCCUGUUUUUGGCCAUCCUUUCCGGGCUGCUGUGGCGGCUGCAGCCCACUGUAGCAUCUGUCCUUCGGUUCUCAGCAUCCACUGAGACACAAGAUGGAACGGGCCCAUCCUGCCUCUCCCCUUUGUCACUAAAAUCAGCUAUUACAGAUAUUUACCCUUUCCUCAAAUUGAACAGGGUUCCCCAUUUCUGGUCCCCUGGUGUCCAGGGCGCUCCUGCCUUCCAUAAGAACUGGGAACAGAGCCCCGUGCCCCGCUUGCUGGCCUGCGGGCCUCACCGCUACUUCAGGGCUGGCCCCUCACCUGUCCCACAGCCUCUGGAACAUUCUCCUCCCUGGCUUGGCUCCAGCUCCUCCUCCUCCUAAGUCGCACCUCUCCCCCUCUCAGCCAUUCGAGCAAACUCCAAGACACCUCUUCCCCUGACAUUAGCAAUUAUGCCAAGGGCCAUUAGGCUCUCAGCAUGACUAUUUUUAGACACCUUGUGUCUGUCACUGAGACACUUUUUCCUGUGUGAAAAUAUCCCUCCCUCCGUCUGUAACUGCUGCUCCUGUUGACUGUACCUCUCCUCUCCCUGACCCCACAGAAAGGGGCUCGGUCCACUCAGCACUCUGCCCCAGCGCCUGAGACCAGCGGGAGGUCAGGCCUGCACAGCGGCAGUUCCUCAAUUAAAAGUGCACUGUUGCUUUAUGCUCA
Molecule: messenger RNA, 3659 nt
Organism: Hipposideros armiger (great roundleaf bat)
Lineage: Eukaryota; Metazoa; Chordata; Mammalia; Chiroptera; Hipposideridae
Gene: DDX11
Product: DEAD/H-box helicase 11
Exons: 26
Coding region: 7-2739 (910 amino acids)
Biological process (GO): establishment of sister chromatid cohesion; nucleobase-containing compound metabolic process
Cellular component (GO): nucleus
Molecular function (GO): DNA binding; DNA helicase activity; hydrolase activity, acting on acid anhydrides, in phosphorus-containing anhydrides
Source: RefSeq, a predicted model, not a curated record